AGACCUUUACAAAGGAAGUAUUGACAUUCAUAUGCGGAAGAAGCUAGACUGGGGAAAACAAUCGGGUGGAUCGACGAACUGUAACUUUAAAUAAGGAAUAGAAGAAACAAACGACGGCGCGAUAUUUGUCCUGAUCAGCUACUUCUAUCUCUGGUGGACGUUUUCCACAUAAAGAAAAGGCAAGAUGGAGUUCCUGUUUGGAAGGAGAAAGACUCCGGAGGAGAUGCUCAGACAGAAUCAGAGAGCGCUAAAUAGAGCCAUGCGAGAUCUUGACAGAGAACGCCAGAGGCUGGAGCAACAGGAAAAGAAAAUAAUUGCUGACAUUAAGAAAAUGGCCAAACAAGGACAGAUGGAUGCUGUGAAAAUCAUGGCUAAGGACUUGGUCCGCACAAGACGAUACGUUAAGAAAUUCAUCAUGAUGAGAGCCAAUAUUCAAGCUGUCAGCCUUAAAAUCCAAACCCUCAAAUCAAACAACAGCAUGGCGCAGGCCAUGAAAGGAGUCACCAAAGCUAUGGCCACCAUGAACAGACAGUUGAAGUUGCCACAGAUUCAGAAGAUCAUGAUGGAGUUUGAGCGCCAAAGUGAAAUCAUGGACAUGAAGGAGGAGAUGAUGAAUGAUGCAAUCGAUGAUGCAAUGGGAGAUGAAGACGAUGAAGAGGAGAGUGAUGCUGUGGUUUCUCAAGUUCUGGAUGAGCUGGGUCUGACUCUGUCUGAUGAACUUUCAAACCUGCCUUCUACUGGAGGGAGCCUUUCGGUUGCAGCUGGGAAGAAAGCUGAACCGCAGCCUACACUGGCAGAUGCUGAUGCUGACUUGGAGGAGAGGCUGAACAACCUGAGGAGAGACUGAGAAAGACUUUCAAUGAAGGUUUUGAUUCAGAAAUGUUUGCGUAAAGCUCGCUUCACUAAAAUGUAGACUGAUGCAAAGAGAGAGGAUGUGAAUGCUGUCUUUUUUUCUGACAUUUGACGCUUUAAUGCGUCCCUUUUGUUUUUAUGUCCUCUUUUUAUGACAUGUGCUGUAUAAAUGUUACCAAACACAUAACCCAAAUGAAGAUGCAAUGCAUCAGACUGCCCUCAUGCCUUCUGUUUAGACAAAUACUUUUAAAGGUGAUAAAAUCAACAAAGAAUCUGCUUACCCUGGGAUUCCAACUUGAUCUUUUGAGGAAAACUUAACACUAAGUAUUUUACUGCUAUAAAAUUUGGUUUAUCACACAUCAUCUCUUAAUUAUAACAAACAGACGGUGAUCCUAAUCUUUUAUAUAAAUAGUGCGAAAUGGAGUCACUCCAGUUUUCAAUCUGUUCCUAUAAGGGAACAUCAGAGAAUUCUCUUUGAAAUACCUGUGCUAUUAUACUAUCAUUAUCUUCUAUUAAUAUUUUAAUCGUGAUCUUAUAGUGGUAAAUACCUUCAUAUAAUAAAUGUGGUGGUAUAUAUAUUUGUUUCUCAAAGUGAUUGAAUCUUUAGUCCCAGGCCUGUUCAAUAAACUAUAAACCUUCAUGAACUCAAGUUUGUGCAAGGCAAUGUCUCACAACUUUUCAUUUAAUUAAAAAAAAUCUUGGAGGCAGUUUUCCAAAGCUUGUAUUGUCUCAAAAUAAUCUAAAGAAAUAUUAAAAACAUUAGAAAUAUUAUCAGUGUAUUUAUCUUAAGGUGAAUCAAAAGAGGUGGUAUAUUUUGGAAGAAAAAAAAAAUCAUUAUUUUGCAUUUUUUGUUUCAAUAAACAUUUUUCACACUUGA
Messenger RNA from Ctenopharyngodon idella (grass carp), 1729 nucleotides. RefSeq names its product charged multivesicular body protein 2A (gene chmp2a). Gene Ontology annotation, biological process: endosome transport via multivesicular body sorting pathway; protein transport; late endosome to vacuole transport. Gene Ontology annotation, cellular component: ESCRT III complex; multivesicular body. The record is from RefSeq and is a predicted model, not a curated record. The transcript is spliced from 6 exons. NCBI's taxonomy places the organism in Eukaryota, Metazoa, Chordata, Actinopteri, Cypriniformes, Xenocyprididae. Bases 185 to 847 code for a protein of 220 amino acids.